CUCUCUUUACCUCUAAUCUAUAUAUAUCUGUGCGUUUCUCAUGCACGCUUAUACAUAUCCAUAAACCCUGGUGGAAGAAAUAAGUGUUAUAAGCACAAAACAUGAUGAUGGGCGAUGAGAGAUCAGAGGUAGCUUUUUUCGACAUUGAAACAACAGUACCGACCCGACCCGGACAAGGAUUUGCGAUCCUGGAAUUUGGGGCAAUUCUUGUUUGUCCAAGGAAGCUUGUCGAACAGGAAGCCUACUCCACCCUCGUCAGGCCCACUGAUCUUACCCUCAUUUCCAACCUCUCCGUUCGCUGUAGCGGCAUUAACCCGGAAGUAGUCACAUCUGCCCCUACCUUUGCUGAAAUCGCUGACAAAGUUUACCACAUUCUCCAUGGGAGGAUAUGGGCAGGCCACAAUAUACUGAAAUUUGAUUGUCACAGGAUUCGGGAAGCAUUUGCUGGGAUUAAUAGGCCAGCACCAGAGCCCAAAGGAAUUAUUGAUACAUUGGCCUUAUUAACUCAGAGAUUUGGAAGGAGAGCUGGUGACAUGAAGAUGGCCUCUAUUGCUACUUAUUUUGGACUUGGACGGCAAACACAUAGGAGUUUGGAUGAUGUCCGAAUGAAUCUUGAAGUGCUGAAGUACUGUGGAACUGUCUUGCUUUUGGAAUCCAGCCUGCCAGACAUAUUUACGGAGAAUAGUUGGGUGUCUCCUAAUGCUACUACAAGAAGCCGUAGUAAUUGGAAAGCUUCUCCAGAGAAAACGGGCUUCAGUGCAGAUACACCCUCAUCGAGCGUCAAGAUGGACAGUCAUGUUGAAUCUACAGCACAAAUCGUCCCUUUUAACAUGGACGAAGUGGAAGAAUCCCUUCGGUCAGAUGUCCAGGAAGAUGAAUCUGGUUCAUAUUCUCCAGAAUCGUCCACAACUGCAACUGAGAGUUUCAUUGGCUGCACUGACUUCUUAGAACCAAAUGAAAUCUCCAUACCUUCGAUCUCUGUAAGUCUUACCCCUUUUUAUCGUGGGUCUCAGAAGAUACAAGUAUUUCAUGACUAUGGUGAACUACAAGUUUGUUGUAGACGAAUGAAGGUGCGGUUUGGUGUUAGUAAAAAGUAUGUUAACAAGGUGAGUUUAGUGGUUGAUGCAUCACCGGGCCUGUGCCAAAUCUUGGAUGCAGUUGAUCAUCUUGCUCAAAAGCUAUCUGUGGACUCAGGUAGCAGCUCAGAGUGGAGGCCUGUGGUAACUAGAAAGCCUGGAUUUAUGAACUAUCCUACUGUCCGUUUAAAUUUACCAACUGUUAUAGAUGGUAAUAUUUCCCGCUGGACCACAGAGAUAUACCAGAAAGAAUCUUCCACAACACAAAAGCUCGUCUUUAGUAGAUUUGAUGUGGAAGAACUGGAAUCCUUGAUAACUCCGGGAACGUUCGUGGAUGCUUACUUCUCAGUGGAUUCAUAUGACGUCCAGCAGAAUGCUGGCAUCCGCUUAGUCGCAAACAAGUUGAUUGUGGAUUCAACCUGAUAGAUCAGGUCCCAGAUUGACUUGUAUGACUUAAGCUUAUGGGAACUUGGACUAUAUAUGAGAUUGACUUGAGUUAGAAAGUCGCUGUAAUUAUCUCUCUUGUACCAUGAAUUGAAAAAUGAAAGGUUUGUCCUA
Lycium ferocissimum is the source of this 1634-nucleotide messenger RNA. Its product is annotated as protein NEN1-like. Bases 102 to 1499 code for a protein of 465 amino acids. Gene Ontology annotation, molecular function: 3'-5' exonuclease activity; nucleic acid binding. The transcript has 6 exons. The record is from RefSeq and is a predicted model, not a curated record. Lineage: Eukaryota; Viridiplantae; Streptophyta; Magnoliopsida; Solanales; Solanaceae.